AGGGCCGGAGGGAACAGGAGGGACGCGGCGGGGUUGGGUUUCACAAACGCCGGCAGGGUAUGAAAAACGGCUGAACCUUUUCGGCGGACGCUGCAACGCCAGAAAUUGACCUCUGCUCGCUAGUUCACGAAGAGAUACCGACUGAGAAACGAAGCGGCGGCCGAAAAAUGUCCAACGCCAACUGGAAACCCUUUGUUUACGGCGGACUGGCUUCCGUUACGGCGGAAUGCGGGACCUUCCCGAUCGAUUUAGCCAAGACGCGGCUCCAAGUUCAAGGCCAAGUGGGCGACAGCAAAUAUAGAGAGAUCCGCUACAGAGGCAUGUUGCAUGCUAUAGUCCGGAUAUGCCGAGAGGAGGGGCUGAGAGCACUGUACUCAGGUAUUGCUCCUGCCAUGCUGCGGCAGGCAUCUUAUGGGACCAUAAAGAUUGGCACCUACCAGAGCUUCAAACGUCUACUAGUCGACCGACCAGAGGAUGAGACACUGCUGACUAAUGUGGUGUGUGGGGUUCUCUCCGGAGUCAUCUCCUCCUCCAUUGCCAAUCCCACCGAUGUGCUGAAGAUCCGCAUGCAGGCUCAGGGAAAUUUAAUCCAAGGCAGUAUGAUGUGCAACUUCAUCAAUAUCUACCAGGAGGAGGGAACAAGAGGACUAUGGAAGGGUGUCUCUCUAACAGCUCAACGGGCUGCCAUCGUUGUCGGAGUUGAGCUCCCCGUCUAUGACAUUACAAAGAAGCAUCUGAUCAUGUCCGGCCACAUGGGCGACACCGUCUACACACACUUCCUGUCCAGUUUUGUAUGUGGCCUGGCGGGGGCUUUGGCCUCUAACCCGGUGGAUGUUGUCCGCACUCGCAUGAUGAACCAGAGAGGAGGAGCUCUGUACCAGGGAACACUGGACUGUCUGCUGCAGACAUGGCGCUCAGAGGGCUUCAUGGCCCUCUACAAGGGCUUCUUUCCCAACUGGCUCCGCCUGGGCCCGUGGAACAUCAUUUUCUUCCUCACAUAUGAACAGCUGAAGAAGAUUGAUGUUUGAUCAGUGGAACAAGACGGCAAAGAAGAGAUGAGAAUGAGGAAGCGCGCUCUCCAAGAAGGGCAGAGAGGACCAAAUAAGGAACGCCUGGUUGUAUGGAGGGGGUGGGGGUCGAUGUACCAUAUAGACCCCGUGUGUGGGGGGGCAGGGGCAGAGGCACGAGCAUUUGCCUGAUUCCAGUAUGGGCCACAUGUCUCACGAAGCCUGUGGCAAAUGUGGAAGUCGCUACUACACACACACACACACACACACACACACACACACACAUACUCAGAGAGACAGAUAGUCACUCGCACGCUUGUCUUGUGUUUCAGCUCAUCCAAAUGUCAUCUUAAGCUUUAGCCAUUCAUUUAAAUAGACUUUAGCCCCUCAGAUCCAUUUCACCUUAUUUAUUGACCAUUGAAUAAGAGGCGCAUCCAGGACACAACAGCAGUCCAGCGCUGUGACUCCCCUUUGGAUUGGCUGAAUACACAUCUCUCUUGAUUGUUCUUUUUCACUCAACACCUGGUUUAAAAAUGAACAUAUGAGGGUAUUCAAUCUUGUACACUUGUGGUGGCUUCCAGAUUGAGUGCCUUAUCCUGUGACACAGCCUGUUUGUGCCUGAGUUGCAUAAGGACUGUUAGAGAAAGAGAUCAGAUGACAAUCGAGGCGAUCAUUCCCUUUUUGAAACAAAUGUUAUAAAUGUUUGUGUGCAUGUAUCGACAAGCUUGGGCUAGCAGUCCAUCUGGUGUUAUUUUAAUUGUUUAUAUAAUGUUAAAUAGAGAAAUGGGUGUGUGGGAGGGUGAACAUAUCUUUAAAGGAGUAUAAAUGUUGAGUUAGAGCCAAGAAUGCGUCAUAGUUUACUCUUAACAGCUUGACGGCCAGAGUGCAGGUGCUGACAAAAGACACACACACACACACACACACAUACAUGCAAAAGUAUUGGUCCCGUAUGCCAGGGAGAGCUGGUGCAGGUGGUAAACAUAACCUCGCCACUGUGGUCCUUGGCUUCCUGUGUUAUUUUAGAGGCACCUUAGCUAUUCCUGACAAACCUAAGAGUAUAUGUGAUGUCAAACCACCUUCCCAGUCUGACCUCCAAGACAAGAUGGUGUAAUCAAGGUCUGUUUUGAACACAACAGUGAUCUGUCCAUCCGGAAAGGCUAAAUGCUAAAAAAAUAAAAUAAAAUAAAAAAGGCACUUAAAGCUUUACCGUUGCUGCACCUGAUCCACUCUUUAGGUAUAGAGAUUCACUCCAUUUGCUUUCUAUAUGCUGUAGAGUUUGCACGUGGUAUGUUACCUGUCAGCCGUUUCCACUGUAAAGCACGGACGUGUUGGUGGCUGCCGUGUCUGCUGGCUGUUAUUAGUGCCAAAGUCUGUAUGCAAGUGUGACAUGGUCAUACUCUCGAUGCUCAUGUAAAUGCUGCUUUCGUUCUGUAUAUUUGAAAUAAAGACAGUAAGUUAUC
Molecule: messenger RNA, 2467 nt
Organism: Myripristis murdjan (pinecone soldierfish)
Lineage: Eukaryota; Metazoa; Chordata; Actinopteri; Holocentriformes; Holocentridae
Product: kidney mitochondrial carrier protein 1-like
Exons: 9
Coding region: 168-1028 (286 amino acids)
Biological process (GO): transmembrane transport
Source: RefSeq, a predicted model, not a curated record